AUGGCUGCUGCUGUGUUGGAAAUAGCCGUGGAGCUAAGCGAUGACACAGCCGUCCUCACUGAGGUACUGAGUCGAAAGCUGGGUCUGCCUAGCAACAGCUUCAUCAGACUUAGUCCUAUCAGUCUCACCGAUGAAGAAAUCGACCUGGCCUUCCAGCAGUCGGGCACCCCGAAAGAGGAAACGCAGCCCCACAAUCUACCCCCACCGUUGGUGCCAAUUCAGUCCACACAGCUCUCACCCUACAGUCCCCCCGGCUCCAGAUGGAGAGAUUAUGGUGCCCUCGCAAUUAUCAUGACUGGCAUUGCAAUCGGUUUCCACCAGCUUUACAAGAAAUACCUGCUUCCUCUGAUCGUGGGCGGCAAGGAAGACAGGAAACAGUUGCAGAGGAUCGACUCAAACAUCUCCGAGAUGAGUGGCAGCGUGACGCAGACAGUGACUCAGCUCCAGACCACUUUAGCCUCGGUCCAGGAGCUGCUCAUUCAACAGCAGCAGAAAAUCCAGGAGUUGACCCAAGAACUGGCUACCUCCAAGGCCACCACAUCGACCAACUGGAUUUUGGAGUCUCAGAGUAUCAGUGAGUUGAAGUCGGAGAUCUAUUCGUUGAAAGGGCUCCUCCUGAACAGAAGACAGUUUCCUCCUUCGCCAUCAGCCCCCAAAAUCCUCUCCUGGCAGAUGCCGGUGAAGCCCGCUUCCCCUUCUAAUCCGGUGACCAACAACCACAACACCAGCAGCGACAUCUCUCCAGUCAGCAACGAGUCCAACUCCCCUUCGCCCGUCAAGGAAAACCACAGCCCCGAAGGGACCAAGGUGGGCUGCCACCUCUUGAGCCCUGCGGAAGAAGGGGAGGCAAUGAUUGACCUGACGGGCCAAGUGCGGAUGGAGGUGCAAGGGGAAGAGGAGAAAAGGGAGGAGCAGGCUCGUAUAGAGGAGGAGGAGGAGGAAGAAGAGGAGGACAACCGCCCGGAUGAAGAGGAUGUCCAGACAGAGGAUCGGCGAGGAGGCGACGGGCAGAUAAACGAACAGGUGGAGAAGCUGCGGAGGCCCGAAGGUGCCAGUAAUGAGAACGAAAUUGACUAGCUCGAGGCGCUCAUGGCCCCCUCACCCACCCAUCUCAAUCUUUCUUCACCAAGGCUCCAAUCUCCCCCUCACCUCACUUCUGCGGCUCUCCCCGAUCUCGCACGCCAAGCAGGUGAUGGGCCCUCCUCUCCCUCCCCACCUCUCCUCCACUGCCAACCCUCGGCCCCUCCGGGUCUCCUCUCACUGUCCCUCUGCAGACAGACCUCCAUCUGUGGGGCCAGCCGCUCUGCUCAUCUCCCCCCCCUUCCCACACUGAUUCCCACCCAUCCAGCUGCCUAAGCAAGCACAAACAUUUCCAUUGGCGGAGUGGGGACCCCCUCAUUCCCACCUGCCCUUCUUCCUCUCGGGGGGCUUCUGGCCUUCCUCACUCACCCUCUUUAUUUAUUGCGUUCAGCCUGGAGGGCCAAAGGGUGCUCGCUUCCGCUCUUAGCUUUCAGAUUGGUUUCUUUGCAGAAAAGCUGCUGGUGCCCGAAAGAGUGGGGAUUUCAGGCUCAAGGCAACCCCACCCUCUUGCCCUCUUUCCUGCACCCCUUUCUCCACCUCUUCCUGCUUGUUCCACCAUCAGAAGGUGGGAACCUGCCUACAACUUUCCAGGGGCCCCGAUCUUGCCCAAAGAGACCCCCGCUUGGCACGGUUCCCCCUUCCCUGCCUGUGGGGCUGGGCUGUGGCCACUGGGGCUUCAGCUGCGUCCUAGCUCAAUCCCCCCAAUGGAGCUAUUUCCAUCUUUCCCUCAUGGGUGGGGACCUGUGUGUGAGGGACCGCCCCCCUUCCUUCCUCCUCCCCGUCCUCCCGUCUAUGGCCCGGUUGGGUGGAGAAAAGGAAACCCCGUUCUCUGGCGUCAUGUCCUUGAGUGUCGCCGCGGUGUUGGUUUCCAUUCCCGUCAUUAAAAGAGCCUCGAAACCAGUGACAAACAUCGCGAGCCUCCUCUUAUUGCGCAUCGUCCUCGCCGAGAGGACCCAGCGAACCGUGCUCAUCUGUGUGAUCAUGUAUAGAAUUCCAGUAUAAAAUAUGACUGUAUAUAAUUGUAAUAAAUAUGAGUUACCACUGUUUCA
Messenger RNA from Thamnophis elegans (Western terrestrial garter snake), 2129 nucleotides. It is a transcript of the gene PEX14, whose product is annotated as peroxisomal biogenesis factor 14. Lineage: Eukaryota; Metazoa; Chordata; Lepidosauria; Squamata; Natricidae. Gene Ontology annotation, cellular component: peroxisomal membrane; peroxisomal importomer complex. Gene Ontology annotation, molecular function: signaling receptor binding. The record is from RefSeq and is a predicted model, not a curated record. Gene Ontology annotation, biological process: protein import into peroxisome matrix, docking. The coding region runs from base 1 to 1077 and encodes 358 amino acids. The transcript has 7 exons.